GCCUUUGCUUCCGCCUUGGGCACGGCCGCAAAGCCCAUCCCGGGGUCCAUGGCCAAAAGUCGCUGAUCAAGGCCAGUCAUCGGUCACAAUCUACCACCUGCGGACACAGAUCCAUGACCGCCCCUCGGACACGCUUGCCUGCGAAGGCUGUACCUACGUACUCGUACUUGUUGCUCCGUCACAAUCUAAGCCCUCCAAGGUUGCGAUCCUCGUCUUCGUCUUCCCUCUUUUCACUCCUUCAUCCGUCCCCUUUCUUUCCAUCCUUGACUCUUGUGUGUCUCUUCUCUUCAAUACCUUGCACUACCUCUCUCUUUUAUCCUCUCUUCUUCUGCACGCUCCGCCUCGACCCGGCCCAUUUUCUCAUUCCGUCAACCUGACUCCGAAUCCGACCUGGACACCACGUUGCCGUUGCCGUUGCCGUUGCCAUUGUCUACAACUACGUGCCGUUUGGGCUCCCGGCCUUCGCAAAUUGACCCUCGCCACAGCUUAAUUAAUUUUGGCGGCCCCUUUCAAACCCCUUACCCCCCAACGCCGCUUCCCGUCUCGUCUCGCCCAAAUACAUGCGCCACACUCAGGCACUGAUAGUCGCCAACUUUUUCUUUCCCACCCGUUUCCCUGCCUGAGACGGGCGCCUCUCAACAUGCAACGGACGACACACAUCAGAAUGCCACUUUCGCAAAAGCAGAUACCUCACCCCUCGGAACUCGUCGAGUACAACUAUGCGGUCGCUGGACAUGAUGGAACGCUCUGCGACACCGAGGGCGAGCUGUUCAUAAAGCCAUGCACACAGGCCGAAAUCGACUUCUAUCAAUCUUUGCCUCAGAACCAUUCGCGCAUGCUGGAAAUCGUGCCCGAGUUCGUCGGCAGCCUCUCCUUGAACGCCGCCACCGAUAUCAACUCCAUCACCGAGCAGCUGCCAGUAGUAGAUGGAGAUGUCAUUCCCGAGAUGAAAGAGCAGGUCCUCGAGCUGAUCUCAGAGAAGACGGCAGAACUUGCCGAGAUGGCCGCCCCAGCGCCGACGCCGGUCCGGGCAAAAGACUCGGCACCAGUGGAAAAUGUGACUUGGAUACCGAAUGCCAGCAGGAAGAUCCCGACAGACAAGGCGGUUGUGCUGGACAAUGCGGCUUAUGGUUUCAGGCGCCCCAACAUUGUGGACGUCAAACUGGGCAAACGCCUUUGGGCUGACGACGCACCACUGGAGAAGAAGCGGAGGUUUGACAAGAUCAGCGCCGAGACGACCCACCGCGAGCUUGGCUUCCGAAUCGCCGGCAUGCGCAUCUUCAAAGGCUCAGACAAUCCCGAGGAUCUUGACCAGGAGGACUAUCGCAUCUACGACAAGGACUACGGCCGAAAAGAUGUCAACUGUGACAAUGUUGUUGACGCGUUCCGAAGUUUUCUGUACAACCGCAGGGCUGGGAUCGACGACGAGUAUGCCAGAGCCGUCGCAGAGGCUUUCCUGCGAGACUUGAAGCACGUUCGUGAGGUCCUCGAGAACGAAGAGACCCGCAUGUACUCUUCCAGUCUUUUGUUCAUCUUCGAGGGCGACGGCCCCGCGCUCAAGGCAGAGAUAGAUGAGCAGAGCCGGAGCACCGUCGCCUCUGUGAAGGCCAAGACGGAAGAAGACUGUCUGCCUGGUCGGACAACGAACCGAAUCGAUAGUGGCAUCGGCCUAGACGACGAGGGCGAGAUGGUCUUCCCCACACAAGAACAGUACGGCGAGAUGUCUGAGAGCGACGAGGAUGCCGACGAGCAGCACAUCUGGAGAUUGAAGCUCAUUGACUUUGCACACGCUGCCUUCGUCCCGGGGCAGGGUCCCGACGAAAAUAUUCUGCUGGGCGUCCGAAGCUUGAUCAACAUUUUCGAAGAGUUGUCAAGGGACCCAGAAAAGCCGGUGACCAGUCGGAAACAGAGACGGUCAUCUUGAUGAGGGUGUGGAUAGGCGUUCCGGGCAUUACACGGUAGACAUUUGUGUUGAUGAUAUUCGGGCAAGAGAAAAAGAGUUCUGGGCAGCAUCAACGGGUUCAGGCAUGACUGGAUACGGCAAGAAACUUGUUCGAUCCACCUUGGUUGUCCAUGACGAUUCAUCAUAAUACCCCAUACAAGGUCUUGUCGCGCAAGUAGCUUUACCGGUACCUACUUGACUUACAACAGGCGUUCGGAAAGGGGCCCCAGCGGCCUCUUGGUCUUGCAAUAAACUUGGCUUCUCAUGUUAACCCUCUGGUAUAUACAUGUGUGUGUGUCUGUGUGUGUCUGUGGUGUGCCAUGUGGCAGUGAUGUGGGUUCCAGGAGCGCAUGCAUUCUGGACCCUGAUGUUUCUUCCCAGUAAUGUUCGCAACGCGGAGGCAACUAAAUUUGAAACCUACCCUCUAGACCACCGUGGCACCGAGUAAACCCGAACUGGGCACGCGUGCGAGACUAUCAAGACGCUCUGCCAUGUUGCAGGCACAUGCUGC
Diaporthe batatas is the source of this 2453-nucleotide messenger RNA. RefSeq names its product inositol polyphosphate multikinase. Gene Ontology annotation, biological process: inositol phosphate biosynthetic process; phosphatidylinositol phosphate biosynthetic process. The record is from RefSeq and is a predicted model, not a curated record. Gene Ontology annotation, molecular function: inositol hexakisphosphate kinase activity; inositol-1,4,5,6-tetrakisphosphate 3-kinase activity. The coding region runs from base 641 to 1924 and encodes 427 amino acids. The transcript has 2 exons. NCBI's taxonomy places the organism in Eukaryota, Fungi, Ascomycota, Sordariomycetes, Diaporthales, Diaporthaceae. Gene Ontology annotation, cellular component: nucleus; cytoplasm.